AGAGCACGUGGCUCCAUGCCGAUCUCGGUCAAAACGCUCUUUAGCUCCAUGGAUCCCGGGAUGGGGGGCUCCGGCAAGGGCCCCAAGGCGGCAAGCCCAGGAAGCUCAAAAGGUGUCGGAGCCGGCGCCAAGGGCCAGUCCGUCGACAGCACAGGCACCAAGGGGGGCCCGUCGGUCGGCAAGAGCACCUUUGCUGGCGACGGCAAGGGCAAGGGCGGCGACACGCAGUUCACCAAGGGCGACAACUCCGGCAGCAAGGGCGCCAAGAAGGGCAAGGACGGCUUCAGCAACUCCGGCGACGGGGGCGGCGACGACGUGCGCUUCACCAAGGGUGGCAACCCCGGCGUCGACAGCAAGGGCGCCAAGGGCGUGAAGGGCACAACUCCGGCGACGGGGGCGGCGACGACGUGCGCUUCACGAAGGGUGGCAACUCCAGCGUCGACAGCAAGGGCGCCAAGGGCGUGAAGGGCAGCUUCAACAAGUCCGGCGACGCGGGCAACGUCGACACGCAGUUCACCAAGGGCGACAACUCCGGCAGCAAGGGCGCCAAGAAGGGCAAGGACGGCUUCAGGAACUCCGGCGACGGGGGCGGCGACGACGUGCGCUUCACCAAGGGUGGCAACUCCGGCGUCGACGGCAAGGGUGCCAAGGGCGGCAAGGACGGCUUCAGCAACUCCGACGGGGGCGCGAAGGGCGGCAAGGACGGCCUCAGCACGUCCGGCAAUCCACAGUUCACCAAGGGCGACCGCUCCGGCAGCAAGGGUGCCAAGGGCGGCAAGGACGGCUUCAGCAAGUCCGGCGACUGGGGCAGCAACGCGCAGUUCACCAACAAGGGCGACCGCGGCAGCAAGGGCGCCAAUCAGGGCGGCAAGGACGGCUGCAGCAACUCCGACGUGGGCGACAACGUGCGCUUGACCAAGGGCGCCGACUCCGGCGUCGACGGCAAGGGCGCCAAGGGCAACGUCAACAAGUCCGGCAACGGGGGAUCCGACCCGCAGAUCACCAAGGCCGCCGACGGCUUGCGCAAGGGCGACAACUUCGGCGGCAAGGGUCCCAGCGACGGGGGCAACAGCGUGCACUUCGCCAAGGGCGGCGACUCCGGCGGCAAGAGCGGCAAGGGCGUCAAGGGCGGCUUCAACAAGUCCGGCGACGGGGUCAGCGUCGACGUGCAGUUCACCAAGGGCGAUGGCAGCAAGGGCGUCGCGGGCGGCUUCGCCAAGGGCGGCGGCAAGGACGGCGACGCUGCUGACGUGGGCAGCACAGGCUUUCCCAAAAAGGCAAGGCCGGCGCCGGCGCCUGAAACUCUGACCAUCGCAAAGAAGGCAAGGCCGCAGCCCCCGGCGCCAUCGGGCCCUGAUGAUGAGGACUCCAGCCUGCAAACUCCACCGCCAAAGAGGCAGAGGCAAGAUUCUUCAAGCCCAGCCAAGCCACAGCUCCAGUCUUCCGUGAGCUUCCUCACCGACUUGGAAGGCGUCCCUGAAGUUCCCAACCUGACCAGCGGCGGCCAGGGCACGGGCCGGACUAAACGAAUCAAAGUUUUGAGCGACUCCCAACGCGCAGCAAUCGCUCGCCUUCAGUGUUGGGAGGACAUGCCUGCCCCAGAGCGGAAACGGCAGCGCGAAGCGCUCCGGCGGCGUAUGCAGAAGACUCAGGAUCUUAAGCCGGGUUUGUAUGAGAAGUGGAUUUCCGCCACAUCGCCCGCCACAACGUUCGACUUCUUGAAGUGCUGGCUUCUGGACCCGACCAUGGCAACAAUGCAAGUGGAAACACACUUCGUGCAGCAAGCAGAGUCGAAAUCGAAGAGCAAGUUCAUAGAGCUCCCUUUGAAUGAGCUGGAGGAACUCUACAAAACCGAAGAAGACCGGAAAUGGUUGAUGGAGAAGGUGGUCGCCAAACAGUGCGGCACGCCGCACCCGCAAGACCCCGAAAACGGGCGCCGAAGAAUCUACAAAGUCUUCAAGUGCAUCGAGAGAUCUGAGGGACAAACAAAGAUUGUCGGCACAAAUCUGAAGGGCUCCGUCAACGUGGCCGACAACAAAGCAUGCAGACAGGCCGUCGUGGACCAUCUAACAGCGCAGCAAGCAACGUUCACAGAGCCAGCGCCCGCAGCUUCAACCGCCAAGCCAAAACCAAAGGUGAACAAGGUAAAGAAGGCACUCACCGCCGAAGAGCAACGCCACAAAGACUUUGAAAAAGGCCUCAAAUGGAUUGAUGGCAUGGCUUCGAAAGCAAGAGCAACUGCCCAACGACUCAGCGAGAGCGGCAUCGCGCAUCAGGAGGCCCUCACCUCUGCGUUGGGGGAUGUCUUCGCGCGUGCUUCCAAUCUUAGCCAGCAGCUGAACAAAAUGAUCUUCGAGCAGAAGCCCUUUGAUGAAACGGAGAUGUGUAUGCACGAUGAGUGGACAGAUAUGCAGGACUGGGAGACGCGGGUCACGGAGGCCGAGACCAUCAUUGUGGCAAAGGAGCGUCGUGAGGCAGCGGAGAAGCGAAAGCUCGAAGGGAAAUCCAAAGCAAAGUCCAAAGCCAAAAAGAAGACUGAAGCCGACGUGAAGCAAGAGCCCUCUACACCAAGCCUUGCCACCUUAGCUGACUGGCCUGCCGAUCAGGAGAGCUGAUCGGAGUCAAUCGCGGUGCGUUCUUUUUGUGCGGGCGCGGUUUUGCCCAGGGUGCAAUGCGCCAACGGACUGAAAGAGGGAC
Molecule: messenger RNA, 2697 nt
Organism: Effrenium voratum
Lineage: Eukaryota; Dinophyceae; Suessiales; Symbiodiniaceae
Source: the annotation of a GenBank genome assembly